CUUUCGAUAGCCUCACAUGAGACAAUCGCGGUCCGGGUAUUUGGCUUCUUAUGUGGAACAAAUAGACGAAAUUACGAUGACGUAAGCAAGCUCAUUUAUGCACUUUGAGGCCAAAAAAAAAAGAAAAUUUAAAAAGUUCCAAUAAACAUGCGUGAAAAAAAUCCAUUGAUAAGAAUCAUAUCAAAACACAAAAGUAAGAGGGUGAUUAUUAACAUUGAUACAGCACAAAAGUGUUGGUGUGGGGAAGCUUGAUUGGAAUCAAGAAAAAAAAUUGCAUUUGUGUGCUUUCAGUGAAUUUUCGUGACUUGUAUUGUUCAUGCUGGUAGACAAUAAAUGUUUAGUUUGUCCCCCCUUUGAGCCCCACACCGGAUAGUAAAAAAAAAUAAAGUUAAUGCAAAACCGAUGUAAUGGAUCAGAAAGAGAAGAAAGUAGACGGCAAAGGAGAAACAAACUGACAAAUUGAACUUCGUAUUACCUCACAUUCUCACGGCGGAGACAGAGAGGAAAGUACCUACGUAAUGUAGAUGCCAGAUAAGGGUUGGAAAAUUCAGGAAAAAAUGUGGAAACGUGGGAAAUUUUUAAGGUUUUUAAGAGUGGAGUUAAAGACUGAAAAUAAUUCAAAGAAAGAGUAAAAAUCUGUUAAGCUGUUAAUGGUUAAAUUCUUUUGGAAAACAGAAGAAAAACUGUACGGUUUUGGUAUCUGACAGAUAUAUGGGUUACUGGAACAUAACACAGCCAAUAGUUUGAUUACUGACUUUUUAGUUAAAUGAAUUAGACUUUAGGCUUUAAGUCUAUUCGUUGAUUUCAGAAAAUAAAAUUGCAAAAUAAUUACCUACUCAUACUGAAAACUAAACUGGUUACUGAAUAUUUAACUGCAAAAGCAAUGUUUAGAUUAUGCUUUCUUAUUCUUCAAGUUUUACUGACUAACAUAUUAAAGCUUAGUUUAAAAAUGUUAGUUUAGAGAAUUCAGAAGUUUUAUUAGUAAGAUUUGACUUGCAGUAUCUGAUAAGUCAGUUACAGUAACCGAGUCCUUAAACCAGUUAUUGAAAAAAUGUUCUUACAAUAAAAAUAAAAUAGAUUCUAAUUUAGUUUUGAUUAGAGAUUAAUUUUCAUUUACAAAAACGUUUAAAUGAGAAAAUUUUUACUGGAUUUUCCCACCUGGAUCCCAAUGAAAAGCAGAUAGGUUCAUUGCAGACUUCUGAUUUCUAUUCAAUCCUCAUACAGGAGUAAGCAACGCGUAUCCCAAUUGAAGUAUUUUCUUUGUAAACUUCUUCCCCAGGAAUAAGAAAUCCCUUCGUUGAAUUAUUUUCCUUGUAAUUUCUAGAGGCUCUUAAAAGAUUCCUCUGAAAUUUUCAAAGUUUUCCAUUGGAUUUUCUGUGAAAGUUUAUGUACCGCACUUUUGUCUCUCCUUGGGACGAUGAUUAGAGGGAAAAAUACGUGUAGAGUAUGCUGGUGUACUAUAUAGUAUGUUGUGCCUUUCGAUUAUUAUUAGGAAAAGCGAGAAUGUGAAUUUCAGUCGCGACGUGACAGUCACAACCACGAAGUCUCUGGCCCCGGGAAGUGAGCGAAAGCGCGCCAGACUCUCUGUUGAAAAUUGUGGUGGAAUUUAAUUUGAAGUUCAUCCACAAAAUUACGUUACAUCUCCACUAUAUAUUUUGAGAUUCUCCAAUAUAGGAUUAAGUGCAUAUAAGAUUAAGGCUGGAGUUUCCAGGAAUUUGUGUAUUUUUUAUGCAAAUUAAAUCCUGAACAGUGUCUCUCCCGUGGUUAAAGGUAUAAACGGGGGGAUUAAAGAAGAGAAGAGUUAGAGCCAAAAGAGCACGAGUGUGUAAAAAGUAUAUGUACAAAAGUGAGAAGAGCCAAAUUUACAACCAAUACGACUUUUUGCAAUUAGAAAAUGUUAAUCUAUUUUUAAAAGCAUCAAGAGACACUUUUGCCCUUUUCCUUCGUUUCAAAGUUAAAGUUCAGGUGUAAUUGAUUUUUUUUCUCUAUCUGUUCACGACGAUAAAGCUCCCUUUGAUAUAGAAGUUGUGGAUAAAUUAAGUGUCUCUGUGAGGAAAUAGAGUGGUUGUAUCCUUAAGGAUAAAAGAAGAGGAUAUUGAGUGAUUUUUUUUGAGUGAAGUUCAAAAGGAUAUUUCAGGAGUAAAGUAACAUACACAGAGAGUGGAUAAAAUGGAGGAGUACCUGGCGCUGCUUGAAUCAUUGAAAUUCAAUUUAAAUAGAGAAGAACUGGAGUCUCUCAUCUAUUGGCGUGACCCUAAGAAAUCUGGAGCCGUUUUCGGUGCCGGAUUGGCCAUUCUCUUGGCCAUGGUUUGCUUCUCGGUCAUCAGUGUCUUUGCCUAUCUGUCGCUGACCAUCCUUAUUGGUACCAUUGUCUUUACAAUCUACAAAAAUGUCUUGCAGGCUGUGCAGAAAACCUCAGACGGACAUCCUUUCAAGAGUUUGUUGGAGACCGAUCUGACUCUGCCACAGGAUAAGGUACAGCAGGCUGUUAAUGUGGGUGUAACGCAUGUAAAUUCGAUUAUUGUGGAGCUCCGUCGUCUCUUCCUCGUUGAAGAUCUCGUGGAUUCCAUUAAAUUCUCACUCCUGCUCUGGUGUCUCACCUACGUCGGCUCAUGGUUCAAUGGCAUGUCCAUCGUGAUCAUCUUGUUCGUGGCGCUGUUCACCCUGCCGAAAGUUUAUGAGAACAACAAGCAAUCGAUCGAUGCUUAUCUCGAUCUAGUCAGGAGUAAAGUGAUAGAAAUCACCGACAAGGCUAAAGCAGCUGUCCCAAUUGGCAAGAAAGCUGCUGAGAGUGAUAAAGAUAAGUAAAAUGGAAUGUAAUCAAUGCAAUUUUUAAAAAUCUCUCGCGAAUUGCUUUCUCAAGAAGUCACGGAUAAGAAGAAAAAAACAAAAACCAUAAUUACUCUAUCGUUUAUCUUUUUUAUUUCAUUUCAAACGGGAAGGAGAACUUGACAAAAAGAAAAAUUAAAAGAACUGUGAGGAAUAUUUUCCCGGAAAAUUUAUAGGAAAUUCAAUGCGAAAAGGGAUCGCUUAUAGUUAGGUCAACUCACGGCAAAAGACUGCAGGCAGUGCUAGAAAGCUGAAAAUUGGCAUAAAUGUUCCUUAGGGCAUAUAAAGGAAGGAAAAUGUGUGCGGUUUGGUUUCGUCCGCUAAAAAGCAUAUGGCGGCCAAUUUUCAAAAUGGCGUCCUUUUGAGCUAUAAUGUAAUCUAAAGUUUGUCGUAGGUGGCUGAAAUUUUAGUAUGUUAUAGCUGGCAUCAAGACCUUUCCAACGAUAGGUCAUUUGACUUCCUAGGUACCCUAGAACCUGAGAUAUUGCCAUUUUUAGGUUUUUCUUUAGAAGCUCAUAUCUCCGGUUCUACGUAACGUACAAAUAUGUUUGACCUAUCAUUGGAAAGGUCUUGCAAUACUCUACAACUCUCUAGAACAUUGCAAACCAAUUAAAAGAAUAUUUAUGGGUCAAAAAUACAAAAAACAAUGUGUAAUUUUUGACGCAAAAAUUUUCAUUAAAAAAAUAAUUUUAUCGGAAUAAAUUUUUUCUCAGUGUAUUGUCCAGAUUCAGACGUUUCCAAAACAUGGUCAUUAUAGGCUGUAGCUCAAAUAGAACCAGAGUUAUAGUGAUUUAAAAAACGUGAAAUAUUGAGUAAAAAUUCUUGUAAAUAUUUCAACAAAAGGCAGAAAUUUGUGUUUCAUACAUCACUGAAAUUUUUGUGAUUCAAAAAUGAAAACACAUUCAUGCUUUUUUUUUAUGAAAAUUGAUAUUAAUUAGUUAAUGUAAUGACUAAUUUUGGUAUGUGGUGUAAAUUAAACAUAAUUAUAAUGUAAAAUAAGUCUUAUUUUACCAAAAAAGUUAAUAAAAAAAAAAUUUGCAUCACUCAACGCCAUCUAUCAGUGAAUUAUGAAACACAAAUUUCUGCUUUUUGGUGAAAUAUUUACAAGAAUUUUUUCUCAAUAUUUCACGUUUUUUAAAUCACUAUAACUCUGGUUCUAUUUGAGCUACAGCGUAUAAUGACCAUGUUUUGGAAACGUCUGAAUCUGGACAAUACACUGGGAAAAAAAUUAUUCCGAUAAAAUUAUUUUUUUAAUGAAAAUUUUUACGUCAAAAAUUACACAUUGUUUUUUGUAUUUUUGACCCAUAAAUAUUCUUUUAAUUGGUUUGCAAUGUUCUAGAGAGUUGUAGAGUAUUGCAAGACCUUUCCAACGAUAGGUCAAACACCUUUGUACGUUACGUAGAACCGGAGAUAUGAGCUUCAAAAGAAAAACCUAAAAAUGGCAAUAUCUCAGGUUCUAGGGUACCUAGGAAGUCAAAUGACCUAUCGUUGGAAAGGUCUUGAUGCCAGCUAUAACAUACUAAAAUUUCAGCCACCUACGACAAACUUUAGAUUACAUUAUAGCUCAAAAGGACGCCAUUUUGAAAAUUGGCCGCCAUAUGCUUUUUAGCGGACGAAACCAAACCGCACUCAUUUUCCUUCCUUUAUAUGCCCUAAGGAACAUUUAUACCAAUUUUCAGCUUUCUAGCACUGCCUGCAGUCUUUUGCCGUGAGUUGACCUAACUAUUAGUGGAUUUACAGAUUUGCAUGAAAAAAGAAAAUGAAUUCAGAUGUAGGACAUACAAAUUUUUGAAAUAGUAGAUUUUAUGAAUGAAAUUAACGUGAAGUAUAUCAAGAUUCUUGAAAAAUUUUUGCUAAAUGAAAUAGUCACAUUUUCUGUUGGUCUAAAAAUGAGAGUUUUUUCAUUGUUAGGAAGAUAUAAAGAAAGAAAAAAAAAAACAUUUAAUAUCAGAUUUAAACAAAAAAAAAAAUCUAGCAAGAUCCUGAUUUAUCAAAAAGAAAAAAUUCUUGAUGAAAAAUCUAUUUAGAGAACAGUAAGAAAAAAAUAUUUAUGGUAAUAUAUUAAAUUAAUGGAAUAUAUUUAUGUUACUAAGUCGACUCACAUUUUAAUAGUAAUUAUAAAUUGAAGAAAAAAAUUAUUAUUGAUAUAUUGACUGUAAAUAUAUUAAGAGAGAAAAAACUCCAAUUUCAACGCGACACAAUACUUUUCUGGAUGUGGGUGGAAACAUGAAAAACACUGAAUUGUAAAUAUGAUUUUUUCUAAUAUAUUAAUCUUCGUAUAUUUCUAGUAUUUUUUCCUCUGUCCCCAUAUUUUCCUCACAAUUGAUUUUCUCUUUAUUAGCUAGACAAAAAUGAAAAACUUUUCUGUUAUUGAUGAUUUUUUUUCUAAAUAGAAUAAUCUCUCAAAGGAAAAAGAAGAAGAGAAGAAAAAGCAUAAAAUGUAAUAGAUCAUUAUAAUGAGAAUGUUGCUCGUGUUGCUUAUAUGAAAUAUUAAUUCUCUUAAAUGUUUCAGAGCACAUUUUUAAAGGUUUUACAAUUUUUUUAAAGGCCUCUCGUCCUUUAAAAAAAUUUGUAAAAUAUAUUUCUUUUAGGGAAAAGGUUUUGUAACAUUGCGGAGAAAAUCGUUUUUAAUUCUUAAACUUCUCAAGUUCUUUAAGAAGUUAUUUCUGAACUAGAAAAUUGAACAGAAACAGAAUUUCUCUAAAAGUUACAAAACCACCCCCCAAAAAAGAAGGUUAUUUAAGAAAAAGAAGAAAAUCAUAAGAAAUGAAAAAAGAUAUCUAAUCGAUAAACAGUAAAUAUCAAAAUAUAAGAAAUAAUUAAUGAAAAACUUAAUGUGGUUCGUCAUCAAUGAAAGAAAAUCGAUGUUUUUCCUUUGAAAUUUUUAUAUUUCUUUUUUAUACAACACCACACCUUAUAAAAAACAACAAAUUGUGACAACAAUGCCUUUUUAUUGCAAGAAGAAAUUUUUAAAAUAAAAACAAUACACACUUUAAUUAAAAAAUUUAUUAAAUAAGUAAAAAAAAGUGAAAACAAGAUGAAAUUUAUGAGUGUAAUAUUAAAAUAAUAUUUUUUUUCGUAUAUUAGCUGGGGCUGGAGGUGGAAAAAUUUUAUUAAAAGAAAAUAGUAAAAGCUACCAUAUAAAAUCAGCGUUAGAUGUUUAAAUAAAAAAUAAAGAUUUUUAAGUUUUUUUCAUUGUAAACUCUUUUAAUUACUUUGAGAGUUUUUUAAAAUAUAAAUUAAUAUUUCUCACCCCGUUUGCGGGGAUGUGCAGAAAUAUUUGCCCGAAUCUCAAUCCGUACUAUGAAAGAAAAAAAUGGAAAUAAGUAAAAGAAAAUAAUUUAAUUGUGGUUUAAAAAAAACUCUGCGUGGCCGUUGGAUCACGAUGGGCACAGUGAUUGUGCGUACGUGAAUCCAAAAGCAUCGAUGUUUUUUUCUAUAAAUGGAAAUUUUUGAAAUGAAAAAUAUGUAAGCUAAACAAAAAAAAGAAGUUCUAUAAUAAAUGGAAAAGAGAAAAAUUGUAAAGAAAAUUGGUUAAAAAAAACGUACGAAGCGACUCAAAAAAUCAUCUCUCAGAAAUAUUGAUGAUGAAUUAAGAAAAAAUUAAAUCAGCUAAUUGAAAUGUGACCAAGCGUAAAAAUUAUUACUUAUAUAAAAAAAAGUAUGUAGAGUAAUUAAGAAUGAAAAAAAAACAUAAGCUUAAUGAUUAAAGGCAUACUUAAGAACACUAUUAUUGUAAUUUGUGUGUUAUGGUGAUGAGAAAAACAUCAGAGAGAGAAAAUCUCAUUUUUUUCUUUUUAUUUUUAGAGAGAUAAAGCUGCGAAAAAGAAAAAAAAAUUGAUAAGAAUAUUUUCAAAAUAUUUAUUUUAUGCCCCAAAAUAUCUCUCUAUCUCUCGCAAAAAAAGUAAUUUUUACGAAAUGAAAAAUUAAUAAAGAAAAAAAAGAUUGGCUAACGUUCAAUUUGUCAUGAUGAAAAAGUUAAUUUGGAGGAGAAGAAGAAAAAAAUUGAGAUAGAAUUUUUGCAUGAUUUUUUCUUUUGCAAUCAUAAUAUAGGCUACAGAUCGAUGUAAAACAUUUUAUUUCUUUGAUUUAUUUUGUUGAGAUUAUAGUGGAGAAAUGGAAAAUUUUUGGCUUUUCCGCAAUCAAAUCAUUUUCAUGGAUGAGUGACGUGACGAGAAGAAUUAUGGUAAAAAAACGUGUAAUACCACAUUUUAUUUAAUAAAAUUUAUUAACAGUUGGCUUCUUAAAUAAAAA
Messenger RNA from Lutzomyia longipalpis, 7083 nucleotides. RefSeq names its product reticulon-1-A (gene Rtnl1). NCBI's taxonomy places the organism in Eukaryota, Metazoa, Arthropoda, Insecta, Diptera, Psychodidae. The record is from RefSeq and is a predicted model, not a curated record. Bases 2170 to 2808 code for a protein of 212 amino acids. The transcript is spliced from 5 exons.